UGGGCCCUACCUCUCUGUCUCUGCUCUCACUGUCUCCCUCUUUUCUGCAUCUCAAACUUUAUAUUUAUAAAUAGUGUUGUGCUGGGCAGCGAAGGGGUCUUGGAAUAUGAUGGCACUACGCAGUUUUUGGAUAUUUUUUGGAGUAGUAACUAUUUUUGGGGGAUUAAUGGUUGAGGUGCAGUGUAAUGAGGAGUCAAAGCUGAUCGGCGACUUGUUCAAAGACUACAAAAAAAACAUACGACCUGUGGUUCAUCCUGAGGACAAGCUGACUGUUCAGAUCAAGAUGACCCUCACUAACCUUAUCUCCCUGAAUGAAAAGGAGGAGACUCUUACGACCAACGUGUGGAUUGAGAUUCAAUGGGUUGAUUAUCGCUUUGUCUGGAACACCUCUGAUUAUUAUGGCAUUGAUAUUAUUCGUGUCCCGUGCAACACAGUGUGGCUUCCUGAUAUUGUCCUGGAGAACAACAUUGAUGGCAAGUUUGACGUGGCUUACUAUGCCAAUGUGUUGAUCAGCAACACUGGGUGGAUGUACUGGCUGCCUCCUGCCAUCUAUCGCAGCACUUGUGCCAUUGAGAUCACCUUCUUCCCGUUUGACUAUCAAAACUGCACGCUAGCAUUCCGAUCCCAGACUUACAGUGCCAAAGAAGUGGACCUUAUUUUGGCUGUAGAUGAAAAUGAACACACUAUUGAAUGGGUGGACAUCGACCCAGAGGCUUUCACGGAGAAUGGUGAGUGGGCCAUCGUCCAUCGUCCGGGCAGGAAGAUGAUCAACAAGCGGUACACCCCGGAUGACCUGGAGUAUCAGGAGAUCCUGUUCAAUCUGAUCAUCCAAAGGAAGCCGCUUUUCUACAUCAUCAACAUCAUCCUGCCCUGCUCCCUCAUCUCCUCACUAGUCGUAUUGGCCUACUUCCUCCCUGCACAGGCUGGAGGACAGAAGUUGACUGUGGCCAUCUCCGUCCUGCUGGCUCAAACUGUCUUCCUCUUCCUUAUCGCUCAGAAAGUCCCUGAGACAUCUCUCUCUGUCCCUCUUAUCGGCAAGUACCUGAUCUUUGUCAUGUGCGUUACUACUCUCAUUGCUACCAAUCAAAUCGUGGUGCUGAACUUCUCCCUGCGCAGCCCCAACACUCACACCAUGUCCCACAGCAUAAAACAUGUGUUUUUGGAGAUGGUGCCUCGCUUCCUUGGCAUGUUCCCACUGGUGGAUGACAGCGAGGUGACGUCAGAGGUCAACGGAGUGAGGGAGCGGCGGCGCAGCUCUUUCGGCCUCAUGCAAAGAGCAGAGGAAUAUGUGAUGAAACAACCGCGCAGUGAAAUGAUGUUUGACAAACAGAGAGAGAGGCACGGUCUAACACGGGCUAUUGUGGAUAAUAUGGACAUCAGCAGCACAGCCAACCUGUACAAGAGUUUGGCUCAAGCUGCACCAGAGAUAAAGCAGUGUGUUGAUGCCUGCAACUUCAUCGCUGAGAGCACAAGACAGCAGAACAACAUUGGAUCUGAAAUUGAGAGCUGGGUACUGAUCGGGAAGAUGAUUGACAAGGUGUGUUUCUGGGCUGCCAUUCUCCUCUUCAUCAUCGGCACGGUGGGGAUCUUCCUGACGGGACACUUCAACCAGGUGCCAGAAUUUCCAUUUCCUGGCCAGAGCAAAAAAUACAUUGCGCCAUAAGAGAGUUCAAAAACAAAAAAAUGUUUUCAAUCUGUUGAAGCUUUUUCCUCACGCUUUCUAUGAGGCUGAGCGGUCUUGAGUCCUUGACGCGUCGCACUCAAGGUUGAGUUAAGUCUCUGCAGCAGGUUUUUAAAAACAGAUGUUCAACAGAAGAUGUGUCUGUGUCAACGUUCACAGCUCAGACUUUUAUAAGCUGAGGGUUUGUUAUUCAAAUACACAGCUUUGUUUUUAGUUCUUCAUAUUGGUGUCUGUUCAUUUGGAUGAACUGUAUCGUUGGAUGAGGUCGAGCUUCAUCAUCAUCAUAGAAUAGAUUAAUCAUUUGUCUGUUCUGUGAUAAUAAAGACUAUAGUUCUUAGUUUAGACUUGGGGUCAUGGUUGAAAAUACUUAAACCCAUUUACCACCAUUCUGGGAGUUCUUUCUAUUGAAGCUUCCUAAUUCAAAACUACUGCAGCAUUGCGAUUGUGUAUUAAAUGCAGCCACAUUGACUGUGAAGAGCUAUAUUCAAAAAUAGCAGAAAAGAAGUAACACUGCUGGUCUUUCAUGGGCUUCAUCCAUGUACCACACUAAAAAACAUAUCUACUUAUGUCUGGAUAAGUAGCCGUGCAUGUACUAUGUCUUAUAUAAAGAACUUGUGCAUGUAACUUGAGCCAGCCUGCUCUGAAUCAAAGCCUUAUUCUUUUUACUAUGACUUAUUCAUUAGAAAGUCUUGUUAGAGGUAGGUGGCUCAGAGGGAUGUCGUCUUGAUGUCAUUGUGCCAUGUUUUUAAAUAAAUAUUUUAUU
Molecule: messenger RNA, 2444 nt
Organism: Paralichthys olivaceus (Japanese flounder)
Lineage: Eukaryota; Metazoa; Chordata; Actinopteri; Pleuronectiformes; Paralichthyidae
Gene: chrne
Product: cholinergic receptor, nicotinic, epsilon
Biological process (GO): regulation of membrane potential; nervous system process; monoatomic ion transmembrane transport
Cellular component (GO): synapse; neuron projection; postsynaptic membrane
Molecular function (GO): transmembrane signaling receptor activity; acetylcholine-gated monoatomic cation-selective channel activity
Source: RefSeq, a predicted model, not a curated record